This is a messenger RNA of Phialemonium atrogriseum, 1985 nucleotides long. RefSeq lists its product as uncharacterized. The record is from RefSeq and is a predicted model, not a curated record. The coding region runs from base 104 to 1882 and encodes 592 amino acids. The transcript has 3 exons. NCBI's taxonomy places the organism in Eukaryota, Fungi, Ascomycota, Sordariomycetes, Cephalothecales, Cephalothecaceae.
CUCUGCCGUCUCACAAUAGUGCGCGGUACUACUGCUCGUCAUCGCAGGAAAGAGGAUUAACUUUGCCACCGGCCCAUCUUAAGGUCCCCCCAAACAUUACACCAUGGCCUCCACUUCCGGUCCAACUUGCAUUGCGACCCAAUCUGUUGCCAGAGACUCUCUUCUCACUCCUGUUAAGAGAAGACGAACUAGGGUUUCCUAUUCGCCAGUCAAGACUCCCAAGGCUGUUGUCCUCCCUGCACGCCGCAAGUCCAUGACGCUCGACAAUCCUGUGACUCCUAUUCAGGAGUCUAUUCUCUCCAAUGCGGCCCUUGACUUCGAAGAAUUCUCUUUCUGGGGUCCUGACGGAUCCCUAUCAACGGCCAAUAUCUCGACUGAAUACAACAACGCCCUGAAGAGAUACUUGAAUCAUCACUACAAUGUUGUGGAGAUUCUGUACUGUGAUCAUUUCCUCGUUCUUGGAUGCGAGGGGGAGCUCCCUCCCGAUGAUAAACGUCCCUUUUCUAUCGCCGGCUGUAUUGCCAUUUGGAAAACAGAGGAUGAAGUGCGAUUCGAUCCGCAUAUCGGCGAGUUGGGCUGGGGAGAACCUAUCCAAAUUGACCCAGCCAUACGCGACAAACUUCAUCAACAUCAAGCCGUGCCUGAUGAGGUUCUACUUUAUCUGGCCAACUAUGUGUUUCCCGACUGCGAAGCCAUAUCUAUGAUGUGGGACGGACUGGUUGUGGAACUACCAAAGACAAGCGAUGAGGACUUCGCGAAACGGAUUCAAACCCUUCCCAUGGACAUCGAAAGAGCCGCAGUCCAUCUGACAUUCCAUAACGGUCCACUGCCAAAUACCCCAAGACGAGCUCUGGCUGUGAAGCCAAAACCAGCAAGGUUGGACACCCUUGUAGCUGAUGAGACCGACUAUGUACAAGCAGAUGGCAAGUUCUAUCCGGGUGCCAUGAUAAACUCCAUUGCGAAAAACGGUCAAGUUUACUCUUCAAUUUCGGCCGGCGUACUUGUCAGUAAGGGUCAACAACAACGGCUUACCUGCUCCUUUCACAACUGGGAAGAUCAUGCGAAGACAUAUCCAGGAAUAUUCGGCGGAAGAGACGCUGAGUCCCGAAGACUCUUCCAAGUUGUACAAGGCAUGGUGAACGGCAACCCUGGUACACCCGUUGGCAUCGUGACGGAGCGAGUCGGCGACACUGAUAUUGCUCUGGCACAGUUGGACAAUGGCAUUGUUUUCGAGAAUACGUUCAUGGAAACAAACGCAAUAGCCAAGACAUUGGUCCACAGCAAAUUCCAGAGUAUGCGAGACGUCUAUGUGAUCGAUUCUUUUGUCACAGGCCAGCAAUUCCUGAAAGGAUUUGGACAGCGAGCGGUGUUCGAACGAAGGGCCGGCAGGCCACACCCCCACCUCUACAGUCCGGCAGGUGCGGAGCACCUAGCACCCCCCCAUACUGUCGCCUACAUCAGAGCUAAGCAAGGGGUAUUUACUACGAACGCUCCGGUAAUGACCAAAGAACCACACAUCCGAGAUAGCGUCUGCGGUACUGUUCUUCUGAGGUGCAAAGAUGGAAAGAGGCAGAAAGAUACUCAAAAACAAGUCUUGGAGCGUGGUGAAGUCUGCGCCAUGAUGCACUUUGCAGACUUACAGUCGAAGACUGCCAAGAAAGCCAACGACUUCCUUAUCUAUGCCGAUGCGUUCGACCCUCUUAUUGACGCUGGCUGGGAAAUAGUCCCGCCUGCCGAGCGGGAGAAUCAGGGGGAAGCCAAGAAUGAUGCGGAGGAAGCCAAGGAGGAGGAGGAGGCGGCCAAGGAGGAGGAGGAGGAGGAGGAGGAGGAAGCCGAAUUUAGCUUGGAAGAGUCGCCCACAAAAAGGCGGAGGGUAUUGUAGGACUUUGAGUGCAGGCACUGGACUGGCCUGGCAUCUUUUGUCUCACAUAUCGCAAGUUCCCAAGCCGAAGUAGUCGUCGAACAUAACACAGUACGGCAUUCAC